GGUUGGCACAGUGUUCUGGCCAUCAAAGUGAGAUACUUGAUUGAAAUUGACAAGACUCAUACCGCCAUCUUGACUAGGUAGAUCAUCACGUCAACACUGUCCUCUUUCAUCAUCAUGGCCUCAAAGAAGGAUCAACGCCGGCCUGACCUUGUCAUUCCCUAUGUCGAGCCAAAGGAAUCGGAUGUCACAGACUUUGGCACCACGAUAUCCAGUACUAUGCCCAUGGCCGCUAUGUUCACUAGGAACAGGAUGCUCGGCUGGUUCGCCCUGUUGCAAUCUUUGCUUACUUGGUUGGGGGAAACGCCGGCGCAGAAGAGAAACGCCACCACCCCAGGAUAUCUCUCUUUCGGCAUGGCAGUAUUGGCAGUUAUUGUGACCUACAUGCCGUUGUUCUUACCUCCCACGCCAAACCCAAGAGCAGCGACAGGCACUGGUGUCCCGGCAGCUGCGCCUCAAAAUCUCGGCUGAGGCUGUCAAAAGUCGAGCGCUCAGCAUUGCUUUGUAUAAACAUUCGAGUUGAUAAAUCGCCUAGGUACAUUCAAGUCUAUUAAAAGCGUGCAUAACAAAACCAUGUUUACUCC
Molecule: messenger RNA, 581 nt
Organism: Exophiala mesophila
Lineage: Eukaryota; Fungi; Ascomycota; Eurotiomycetes; Chaetothyriales; Herpotrichiellaceae
Exons: 7
Coding region: 115-468 (117 amino acids)
Biological process (GO): protein insertion into ER membrane
Cellular component (GO): endoplasmic reticulum membrane
Molecular function (GO): protein folding chaperone
Source: RefSeq, a predicted model, not a curated record